Molecule: messenger RNA, 544 nt
Organism: Vombatus ursinus (common wombat)
Lineage: Eukaryota; Metazoa; Chordata; Mammalia; Diprotodontia; Vombatidae
Product: E3 ubiquitin-protein ligase HUWE1-like
Exons: 3
Coding region: 17-529 (170 amino acids)
Source: RefSeq, a predicted model, not a curated record
CUCUUCACAGCUUCUGAUGCCUGUGGAGCAAGAAGUCUUAGGUCCCAGAAGAUCAGGUGCUGAAACAGAGGCAAUUCUAAUGGAGUUGUCACCAGCUCCCACGAUAACCUCAUCUCCAGAAAGGGCUGAGGAUUCAGAUGUUCUAACUGCUGUGAGCAGUCAUCUGGAGGGCUCCCCUAUGGAUACCAGCAGCCUGGCAUCCUGCAACCUGGAGGAGGGAGUUGGGGACAGUGCAAUAUCCAGCAGCAUAGAGCCACUUGGGAUAGACACCACUGCUCCUGUGGAUAUUCCUCAGCCUACUACAGAAACACAGGGCAGUGGAGAUGGGCCAAGCGAAUCCCAGCAACAGACUGAAGACAGCUCCCCCCCAGCUUCAUCCUCUGAAAGUUCCUCCACUCGAGAUUCUGCUGUAGCCAUUUCUGGUGCAGAUUCCAGGGAUAACCUGGAAGAGCCACUGCCUUCAACAAGCAGUGAGGAAGAAGAUCCUCUUGCAGGUGAGAGCUCAGUGAUGUCAUGUAUUUUCAGAUGAUGUUAGGGAGUGUCC